UAGACAUGGCGUCCUUCAUGAGAAUGAGGGCAAGCCGUCUAACCGGGCAAAAAUUUGCUUUACAGUGGAUAGGCAAGCAAUGUGGGGUGUCAUGGGGCCAGAAAGGACGCCUCCAUAUGACGCCCGUUGCUCUAGGUGUCGCUCCCACGAAACUCAACAUGCCUGCACUUUCACCUACAAUGACCGAAGGAACUAUCCUCAAAUGGUUAAAGAAAGAAGGUGAUACUAUCGAACCUGGUGAUGUGCUAUGUGAGAUACAGACGGACAAGGCUGUCGUAUCGUUCGACACUGAGGAGGAGGGAGUCCUGGCUAAGAUCAUUGUUCCCGAUAACACGCCAAACAUCUCUAUAGGGACCCUGAUCGCCCUCAUGGUGGAGGAAGGUGAGGACUGGAAGGAUGUGGAAGUCCUGCGAGCCUGUAAUUUUUUGCUGCACGCGGUGCAAACAGGGCAGACGUUGCAAACAGUGCGUACGGUUAAGAUCGGUCCGUCAGUGCUGCGUCUGCUGACAGAGUAUGGACUGUCACCAACAGACUUGCGUCCCACAGGGCCGCAUGGAAUCCUCAUCAAAGGAGAUGUGCUCAAGCACAUUGCUGAGAAAGGGUUGAAGCCACUCCCCUCAGAGAAGCUAUCAGUUCCAACCGCAGCGAGCCAGGCACCGCCUCCAACGCCCACACCAGUGGCGCCCCCGCCAGUGGCACCCCCUGCGGUGGCGCCCUCUCUGGUUGCAGCUCCGCCUAGGCCGGCGCCGAGUGACGGAGAUUUCGUCGACAUCCCAAACACCAACAUGCGCAGCGUCAUCGCGAAGAGGUUGACGCAGUCUAAGCAAACCAUCCCGCACGUGUACACGAGCAUGGAUUGCCAGCUGGCGGGCGUGAUGAAGCUGAGACGAGACUUCGCCGCCGACAAGGUGAAGAUCUCCGUCAACGACAUCAUCAUCAAGGCCGUCGCUGUCGCGCUACACAGUGUUCCCGAGGCAAACGUGAUCUGGAACGACGCGACGCAGUCUGCCCAGCAGGCGUCGCAGGCGGACGUCUCUGUCGCCGUGGCGACCGACUCCGGACUCAUCACACCGAUCGUGAAGGAUGCGGGUAGCCUGGGAUUGCUGGAGAUCUCCAGCCAAGUAAAGGACCUAGCCGCUCGAGCGAAGGAAGGAAAAUUGCAGCUACAAGAGUUUCAAGGCGGAACGUUCACAAUCUCGAACCUGGGCAUGUACGGAAUCUCGCACUUCACCGCUGUCAUCAACCCGCCUCAGUGCUGCAUCCUGGCGGUCGGCGGCUCGCGCGCGACCGUCGAUGCCGACAGUGGCGCCCCCGCGGCCGCCAUGACGGUGACGCUGUCGAGCGACGCGCGGGCGGUGGACGACGCGACGGCGGCGCGAUUCCUCGAUGCGUUCCGUGAGGUCGUCGAGAAUCCGUUCCUCAUGGUGAGCCAGCCCCCGCCGAAGGCCGCGUCCUUCCUUGACAUGUGAGGCGCCCCCUGGCGGCUCACCACAGACGCGAACGCUCCCCGGUCAAUCGCACGCCGGCGUCGGGAGAGAGGCGCCACCUGUUGGGGGACCCCGGCGGGAUGUUUCGUCGGCGCGUUCGGCGGCAGGUGAGGUGUCGUUUGUGGAUGCCGACAGAGGGCAGCACCGGUGUUUCCAUUUGGCAUCUAUCUCCGAGUUGUUAUCGUUGUUUUUGUACAGUGUUAUUGUUAGCGGUGCGCGGUUUUGCUCUGUGGCGGUCCACAGCUCAAUGUAACAAAAUACUGGGCCGGUCACCCGCGGAGCAAACGAGUUAUCUUCCAUCUAUAUGUAAAGAUGGUCGGCACUGUGUGUCGCAGAAUUUAGAUGUAAGUAGUGUAGAGGCAAAGAUUUAGAUACAGAGUAGGCCAUGCAGCGCGGGUAGCGUGCAUUGUAGCUGUGACCGUUGCUCUUAGGCUGGAUAAGUGUAAAGUAGCUGAAUAAUAAUAACGCAGUGCCAGAACUGCAUUGACUUUUAGGCCUAAUCGCUGGAAAAAAGAACAACUAUAGGUAGAUUUAUUUGACAGCUCUGGCAGAUCGAUAAUGAAGGUAUAUGGGCAUGCAUGUAGGUCAUUCUUUAGCUAUGACUUGCAAUUACAAACGCAUUUCUCACUAGUCACUCACCCGUUGGACCUAGGUCAAUGCUAGAACUCGUCCAUGGCUCUAUCUUAGCAGUCGGUCAAUGUCAUGUUAUCAGGAGUGAAUAAUAAUAGAUUAUUAUUAUUCUGUUAUUAUUCACUCUUGGCAGUCUCGAUGUUAUUAAAUACGGCUAUUUGCUUCAAACGUGCAUCGCACCGGGUUGUGUAUUGUAACGAUCACUUUCACAUCCAUUAGGAUAUACACACUCGAUCUCGUGUAUUAGCAGUUGGUUUCCCGUAAAAUGAAAGUUGAAGCUUGUAGUCAUGGUGUUAGACUGUGGUCGUUGGCUGACACGCUGUGCGCUAAGCUAAUUUGCGAGUUUUAAGUUCUGCGGGGUGCGAUUAGACCGAUGAGAUGCGAGGGUGCGGUACGGUGUGCAGUAGUGCAAUACGAAAUGUAUUCAGAAGAAAGGACGAGAGUUGACGUGCAUACUCGUAUCUGAAAUUUCAGGAAGUUGUAAUUAUGAAAUGACGGGGGUGUUGUGCAGUGCCAAGUGCUAGUUACCAAAUUACAAAUGGCCUAAAUUAGGCAUGGUGUGGCGCUAUAACGUGUUGCUAAAUAAAACUGCUUUUUGGUUCAUUAUCUGACGUCACUGUUAUGUAUAGUGUAAAAAUGCUGAUUACAUCAAUAAAAUCAUAUAGUAAGUAUAACUAA
Messenger RNA from Priapulus caudatus, 2795 nucleotides. Its product is annotated as pyruvate dehydrogenase protein X component, mitochondrial-like. Gene Ontology annotation, biological process: pyruvate decarboxylation to acetyl-CoA. Gene Ontology annotation, cellular component: pyruvate dehydrogenase complex; mitochondrion. Bases 6 to 1469 code for a protein of 487 amino acids. Gene Ontology annotation, molecular function: acyltransferase activity. Lineage: Eukaryota; Metazoa; Priapulida; Priapulimorpha; Priapulimorphida; Priapulidae. The transcript is spliced from 11 exons. The record is from RefSeq and is a predicted model, not a curated record.